UUUAAUCGACUCUUGAGCAAUUGCAUUAUUUUUGUGUUUAUAGAAAUGCUAAGUAUCAUUCAUUACCAACGCUAUGCCCAGUGUUGACAUAUACAGGAUAUCUGUUCCGUAGACAUAUUUGACAAUCACAUUACAAAGACGACAAAAUCUAAGACUUGACACUCUGGAGUGGUGGAGAAGCGACUUCUGUGAAGUUUGAUCAGGAAGCUGAAUAUGGCUAGUGCGAUUAAAACUGCGAUCAGAUUUAUUGAUAUUGGUGUGAAUUUAACAGAUCCUGUUUUUAGAGGAAUUUAUCAUGGGUCUAAAAAACAUGAAGAUGACUUUGCUGAUAUCUUAAACAGAGCAUUUGAAUAUGGCAUGACAAAGAUGAUGAUCACUGGAGGGAGUUUAAAGGAUUCAGAAGAAGCUUUGGUGUUAUGUAAAUCACAUGGGGCUCUCUAUUGUACUGUGGGGUGCCAUCCUACGAGAUGUGGAGAUUUUGAUAAAGGUAGUGACCCUCAAAAGUACCUCGAUGACCUUUUCACUUUGGUGAUGGACAACAAGGAACGUGUUGUGGCUGUAGGAGAAAUGGGAUUAGAUUUUGACAGACUCCAUUUUUGCCCUAAGGAUACGCAAAUGAAAUAUUUUGAGAAACAGAUGGAUCUGGCUGAGAGGACAAAGUUGCCUUUAUUUCUACACUCACGGAAUGCACAUAGAGAGUUCAUAGAUAUCAUCAAGAGAAACAGAGAUCGCAUUGUGGGAGGAGUGGUCCAUUCCUUUACUGGAACAAAGGAGGAAGCUGCAGAAAUAAUACAGCAAGAUCUGUAUAUAGGAAUUAAUGGCUGUUCUCUGAAAACACAAGAAAAUAUUGAUGUGAUGUGCUCCAUACCAGCCAACCGAUUAAUGAUUGAAACAGAUGCUCCCUGGUGCGACAUUCGUCCUACCCAUGCAGGGUCAAAGUUUAUCAAAACAACCUUUCCGUCCAAAAAGAAAGAGAAGUGGGAAAAAGGAGUGUGCAUCAAAGGUCGAAAUGAGCCUGUUCAUAUUAUCCAAGUUUUGGAGGUGAUGGCUGCUGCGAGAAAUGAAGACAUCAACGAUUUAGCAAAUAAGAUGUAUGAAAAUACAUGUAAAAUAUUUUUUAAUUGUGAAAGCUGAUUUGAAAAUAUUUAUUAUUAUAAAAUAAAUCUGAGAAGUAA
Ylistrum balloti is the source of this 1175-nucleotide messenger RNA. RefSeq names its product deoxyribonuclease TATDN1-like. Gene Ontology annotation, cellular component: cytosol. The transcript has 12 exons. The coding region runs from base 214 to 1134 and encodes 306 amino acids. Gene Ontology annotation, molecular function: 3'-5'-DNA exonuclease activity. The record is from RefSeq and is a predicted model, not a curated record. Lineage: Eukaryota; Metazoa; Mollusca; Bivalvia; Pectinida; Pectinidae.